CUCGCCUCGCACGCUCUGUAACGUGACACGAAGCGCAUGCGCACGCGAUAACCCCCACCGCGCACCGCACGUGCUCCAGUGACCACCUGAUGAUACGCUGACGCCCACGAGAAAAUGCAAGAACAAAGCACCUCGAAGAACAAGACAACACUCAACUCGCUGGAAAGUGCUAUCAUUAAACUGAAAAACAAUCUCCAAAUUCAAGACACCAAAACGGAUAUGAAUGGACCUACCAACGAUUCGCACGAGGAUAAACCAAGUAAGACAAAUUCACCAAACAGUUCAAAUUUAAAUAUAUCGAUAGCAUCCGCUGCGUUAUUACAAGAGAAUAUGUUACAAAGAUCUUUACAAGGUGUUGUUAUUUCGCUUCAAAACGCAAUGAUGAACUCAUUGCAGCAGGCAGCGCUGUUGCCGUCCAAUUCGGCCGCUGCUGCGGCGCUUAAUUUACAAGCCUUAGAAUCUUAUUUGACUUUGCAACGUCUCACUUCAGUAUCAUCCGUCAACAACUCUCCACAACCUGAUAGCACUUCGCCGAAGCAAGAUAUUUUGAGAAUAGCGACGGCCAGCGCUAAAAUAAGCGAAAUCGACGCAGAAACUAGUUUGAACGUUGCCUCGCCGAAGUCACCGGAAGAGUUCCCUUUACCUGAUGCCAUUGCUGCAGAUGACGUUGACUUGUCUGAGGAAGUGGAGGAAGACCUAGCAUUACUAGAUAAUGAGGAUGAAUUUACUUUAGAACAACACUUAGAGGCCACUUCAAAGAGUUAUAGCUACAAUUCCUCAAAUCUAGAUAAUGGCUACCCAAGUUUGCUAAUGAAUGCUAUGUAUCAACAACAAAUGAAUGUCCCACCUCAGUCUGUAUCCCCACCGCCUAACUCUAGCUCAAAAUCAACAAAUAGUUCAACAUCAUCGACCAGUAGUAUAACAAAUAAACAAAAAACUACGAGCAGUGGACCUAGAACAAAAAAACAAUUUAUAUGUAAAUUUUGUAACCGACAAUUUACAAAAUCUUACAAUUUACUAAUCCAUGAAAGAACACAUACUGAUGAACGGCCGUACUCCUGUGACAUCUGUGGGAAGGCAUUCCGACGGCAAGAUCACCUGAGAGACCACAGGUACAUACAUUCCAAAGAGAAGCCUUUCAAGUGUCUCGAAUGCGGUAAAGGGUUCUGCCAAUCCCGAACUCUGGCGGUCCACAAAAUCCUACACAUGGAGGAGUCACCCCACAAAUGUCCAGUUUGCAGCAGAAGCUUUAACCAGAGAUCGAACUUGAAGACACACCUCCUCACACAUACGGACAUAAAACCGUACAAUUGCUCGUCUUGUGGAAAGGUGUUCAGACGGAAUUGUGAUCUUAGACGCCAUAGCCUCACUCAUAAUCUUGUUGGUAUGGCCCCUGUAAGUACCUCGCCUAGUGGGAGUAAUGGGAAGAGUCCACUUUUAAAUCCCAAUUUUCCAAUUGAUAAUUUAGAUGCGGAAGAUGUUUAGUUUAAUAAAAGACUGAUUUAAGUGCCUAAUAGUUAUCUAACAGAUUGUUAAGAAAUGUGAAAUUUUUGUAGCGAUACCGUGAGUUUGACAUAUUCUUUGAUUUACGAGAGUCUCUUCUACUACCUACCUACCUUUAUGUUAACAUGUUGCUAAAACUUUUUGAGUGCUUUUCAGCAAUCGUUUAAUAAAUAUCUUCAAUCUUAAGACAACUGAGCUACGAAAUAUAAUAAUGAAGUUCUUGCUUUUACAGUAAUAAAUCAUUAAUUUGCAAAGAAAUUGGUCCAUUUAAAUUGAUUGACUAUGUGAAAAAUCACAUAGUCAGCCAUAUAAAAAAGGCACACAUGUCAACAUAAAAUACUCUCUUAUGAAACGAGGCAUGGAUAAAGUAUUGGUUGCCAUGGUUACCAGAACAUGGACUGACCGUCGUUACCAUGGUAGUAACUAUAUAGACCACGUUUUAUAUUAGUCAUUAAAAUAUUCAUAUCCUACCUUUUAACGCUGUUCGCGUUCCAUUGUAAAAAUAUUAUAAACGACGUCAUUUCCGUCCACGGCGGCUUAUGGUUUAUCGAGGGCUUCUUAUUUGUUUUUAGAAAUAACUCUUGUAUGUUUAUGUAUCAAAAAUCAUGUUUUUAAGAUUUUUCAGCUUUAAAUUUAUAUAUAUAGCCAUAUACACUUCUCUUUGUAGGCGAAAGGUGUUUUUGUAGCGUUUUUCCCCAACUUAUAUACUUUAUGAUUUUACAAUGCUUUUCUAAUGUGGGCUUUUUCUGUUAAACAAAUAACAUAUAUUUAUUUGUUGGUCUUUAAGCGCGAAAAA
Molecule: messenger RNA, 2299 nt
Organism: Pieris brassicae (large cabbage white)
Lineage: Eukaryota; Metazoa; Arthropoda; Insecta; Lepidoptera; Pieridae
Product: protein sister of odd and bowel-like
Exons: 2
Coding region: 115-1485 (456 amino acids)
Biological process (GO): embryonic pattern specification; regulation of transcription by RNA polymerase II; embryonic hindgut morphogenesis
Cellular component (GO): nucleus
Molecular function (GO): DNA-binding transcription factor activity, RNA polymerase II-specific; RNA polymerase II transcription regulatory region sequence-specific DNA binding
Source: RefSeq, a predicted model, not a curated record